CCCAGACCCAGACCCAGACCCAGUGCCAGUGAUUCCCUGAAGCUCCCUGUUAUGCUGUGAUCCGCGCGACACCUCCUCAUAUCUCACCCCAUAACAGCGGCUACGAUGGCUGCUAUGACCACUGCUAUGCAUCUACUGCUGGCCAUAGUCUUCGCCCUGCUCCUGGCGUCCUCAGAAGGCUUCGUCCGUCGCUGUUACUCCUGUCGGUCGCGGGGUCGUCUCGGAGACUGUAAGGACCCCGUGUCUUUCAACGCCACCAGGCCUGUCAAGGGCGUGGAGGCCGUGCCGUGUGCGUCAGGCUGGUGCUCCAAGAUUAUCGAAGGCAAGAAGGACGGUGAAGACCAUGACCUGGCCACGGAGCGUCAGUGCCUGCAGAGGUCGCCGCCGGAUGGCAUCCAGCGGUGCUCCGAGGCGCUCAUCGGGGUCAAGAAGGUGUUUAUAUGCUUCUGUCGAGGGGACUUGUGCAACACCGCCCCUGGUACCGCCCCCUCUCUGCUCCUGCUUCUGCUGUGCCCCGCUGCUGCCCUGCUGUCCCGUCUACUUCUUCAAGCUCCACACGGCCCCUAGUACGCCCGCCCGCCUGCUGGUCCGUGCAUGAUUUUAUGGUCUGCUGUGCUUAAGUAGAUGUUACCGGCUUGAGUGUGGGUGUGAGGGUGUGACUGUGUGUGUGUGUGUGUGUGUGUGUGUGUGUGUUGUGUUGUGUUGUGUCGUGUUCUUCAAAUUAUUCUUGUUAUUUUUGUUCUUGUUCUCCUUUUUCUUGUUGUUCUCGCUCUUCUUGUUCCGCACACGACUCCUUUGGGUUCCGACGCUCCUUCAUUCCUCUCCCUUUCUUCUUCUCUCAUUCCUUUUCCUUUUCUCCUCUUCUUCUUUUUCAUUAAUUCCUUCCUUCCUCUCUGAUUCCUCUCCCUUUUUUCCUCGUCUUGUUCAUUAAUUCAGUUCUUCCCUCUUCCCUCUCUCUUAUUUUUUUCUAAUUCUUUCCUUCGUCUCUUAUUUCUCUUCCUUUUCCUCUUCUAUUCUUUUAUUCAUAAAUUUCUUCCUCUCUUAUUCGGUAUCAAUAUGGCGCCUGAACGAAGCUGACCACACUCUCCAAUUCUACGGCUCUGAUGUGAUGUACUACUCGAUAUCUCUGUAUGGAUUGUAUGUGAAGAUUGUGUCCAGCAGAGGAUGUAUAGCCCUUUCUUUAUAGCCUAUUGUUACGUGUAGAGACAGCAUUGGAUGUGUGUAUUAUAUGUAUUAUGUCAUGUACAGUAGUAGUAGUGUGAAGUGUAUUUGAUAUGUGUAUGAUUAUUUUCUGUAUAGGUGUAUUACAUGUCACCGUUGCCAGGUCAUCGUACUCAGAGCACAGUAUUUACCGGUUUCUGACGCCUAAGUAUUGCCAAGAAACAUCAGGAUCUAACUCUUUUAACGAUAACUAUAAAUGAGUUUCGUUAUUGGGGCCCAGAAGACAGUUUAGAGGGCUUUUUUAUUGUUUCCUUUUUUGUGCCCUUGUGCUGUCUCCUAUGCUGUAAAAAAAAAAAGAAGUCGGGAAAUAUAAUCGGCUGCGUACGACAAUCUGGCAACGUUGCUAUAUGUGUCCAGCAGAGCCAGGGCGUGGGAGAGUUUGGCCAAUUUCUCAUCACAUGCGCGCGAAAUUCAAAUUGAUAAUGAUACUUUUUUUUUUUUUUGUGUGUGUGUGUGUGUGUGUGUGUGUGUGUGUGUGUGUGUGUGUGUGUGUGUGUGUGUGUGUGUGUGUGUGCUUUAGGUCUGUUGAGGAUCUCGAACAUGUAGUGCCUCGAGCGCGUAAACCACACACUUGUACCAGCUUCAAUUUGAAUUUCGCGCGGCUCUGUGUGUAACAACAUGGCGCCUGUGAUGAAGAUGGCCGCCCUCACCUAAUCUAUGGCUCUGCGUGUGUCCUACUCUGUGAAAGACAAGCGCUCUCUUAAUACAGCGAAGGGCAGAGGA
Messenger RNA from Eriocheir sinensis (Chinese mitten crab), 1944 nucleotides. RefSeq lists its product as uncharacterized. The record is from RefSeq and is a predicted model, not a curated record. The transcript has 4 exons. The coding region runs from base 106 to 567 and encodes 153 amino acids. Gene Ontology annotation, biological process: regulation of synaptic transmission, cholinergic; sleep; positive regulation of voltage-gated potassium channel activity. NCBI's taxonomy places the organism in Eukaryota, Metazoa, Arthropoda, Malacostraca, Decapoda, Varunidae.